This is a messenger RNA of Aspergillus steynii IBT 23096, 2624 nucleotides long. RefSeq names its product MFS transporter. Bases 478 to 2196 code for a protein of 572 amino acids. Lineage: Eukaryota; Fungi; Ascomycota; Eurotiomycetes; Eurotiales; Aspergillaceae. Gene Ontology annotation, molecular function: transmembrane transporter activity. Gene Ontology annotation, biological process: transmembrane transport. The transcript is spliced from 2 exons. The record is from RefSeq and is a predicted model, not a curated record.
CGCAGGCCGGAAAUGAAAUGAAAUGAGCCCCUGAGUCCAAUCCAUAAGAUUACGAUUUAAUUAAUCCGCCGAUCAUCAAUGGCCUGGACGCCGAUGAGUCAGCCCAGAAUGCUUACAUCAUCCGCGUGUCCCCCGGGCUUUCCUUGGACCUUGUCUUUCUCCAUUCCGACCCUCGCGCUUUUCGCCUCCGCGCUUCUUUUAUUUGGCUUUCGACUGGAUCACUAUCCAGUCCAUUCGUUUCUAUUCUUGGCCUUCAGUGGUUAUCCCUCACGGUGCUUGUGGCCCAGAUCACUUCCCCUCGUUGUACCUGGAUCUGGGGCAACUUCCCCCACAUCGCAAAACAUUCGAGGCCAUUGAGCCUCGGCACUACUUCCAGGGCUGACCUCGAAAGUGUCCUCAAAAUAUUGAUUUCAUUCCAAACAUUUUAGGACCUGAGCCCUUCCAUACCCGCGUGUGCCUGCCUGUCCUUCCCGGAAGAUGAAGCCGUCGGAGCGAGACCCGCUCAGUCGGCGACAUUCAUCCACGCUUCAUUACCAAACGUUCGAUACACCGCCACCAAAAUCUCGAGGAAGACCGAAUUCUGGUCAGUCGGAGUCGUCAGGAAUAAACUCGCAUGACCCACAGGACGAGUCGCACCAUGGAGCCAACCACCACUCGCCACUGCCGAAGAAGCAGAUGGCUGUCCUGGCGAUGAUCUCCCUCUGCGAGCAAACAGCAUUCAACUCGAUCAGCCCCUAUCUGCCGCAAAUGGUGUCCUCGUUCCCGGAGGUGGAACCACGACUGGUUGGGGUAUAUGUUGGGAGUCUUGCCACUGCGUUUGCGAUUGCGCAAUUCGUCACAAAUUACUUCUGGGGAUGGCUGUCGGACCGAGUAGGACGGAAGCCGGUGAUCAUGCUGGGUACGGUCUUAACCGCAGCGUCUUUCUUCGCCUUCGGUUUCUGCAGGACGCUGGUGCAGGCUAUUAUCGUGCAAGCCGUCAUGGGUGCCGUCAACGGAAACCAGGUUUUGGUGUCUACCUGCCUCGGUGAGAUCACAGAUCGCAGCAACCAGUCGAAAGCUUUCACCUAUCUUCCGGUACUCUACGGGGUGGGAGGAAUCACUGGUCCUCUGCUUGGGGGGCUGCUGAUUUUUGACACUCUUCCGUGGGACCCUAGCAAGCCAAACCCUUACCCUUAUCUCGCGCCGAAUGCUCUAUCCGCCGGACUGCUUGUACUAGACUUGAUCGUGUCCAUUUUCUUCUUGGAAGAAAGUCUUGAAGAUGCCGACAGUAUACCGAAGAUCCGGCACAGGGUUCGCUCGUUUUUCUCGUGGCUCUGGCAGUUCACUAGCAUGGCGAGGCGUGCGCGCUGGGUGCAACCACCCCAUCCGGUUCCAUAUCGUCCUCUCCGACGCCACUCUACGGACUCGCAGGGCCAUGACAGCGAAUUAGACUCGGCCUCUGAGGCAUCAGGCCCCAGGGUAAAUCACCAUGAGAGCCUGACCAGCGAAUUGUGGAAUCGCGAUACAAUCUUGCUUUUGUCGUCGUAUACAAUUUUCGCUCUGUGCAAUGUCUCGUUCAACGCGCUCUUCCCUAUCUUUUCGCAAGCCGCACCUCCCACCGGUCGAGGCCUGACCCCCGAAGAAAUCGGCCUCGCGCAAGGAUUCUCCGGUUUUGUCACCAUCAUCUUUCAAAUCUGCAUUUUUGGCAGGCUGAGAGACAAAAUGGGCAAUCGAUGGUCUUACCGAGCAGGUCUAUUCGGCUUUGUGAUCUCGUUUAUCCUAAUGCCCUUCAUCGGAUACAAGGGAAAGGACGCCAAUGGCCAUAUAAGCGGCAAGACUGCGUUAAUGGCGGUGGAGCUUUGCUUCGCCUUGCUGAUCAAAACCGUGGCUACGGUGGGCGGCUUGACCAGCGCAUUACUUCUUAUCACCAACUCUGCCCCCGACCACGCUGUUCUCGGUGCCCUCAACGGCCUGGCACAAACUCUUUCCGCCGCUGGCCGUGCCGUUGGACCCUUCAUCUCUGGCGGUCUGUUCUCUCUUGCAUCCCGUGUCGAACCUAAAGGCGAGGCUAUGGCAUUUGGGGUUUUCGCCGCCACUUCUUUCGUCGGGUUUGUUCUUAGUUUCGGGGUCCGCGGACAAUCUCUGGAAGCAGAGGGAUACGAAAGCGACGACACGUACAAGUCCGAUGACGAGGAGAACCAUCACUCCGCUUCAUAGAGAUGGUAUUUUAUUACUGCCGAGUGGGGGUCUUACCAACUGCUCAUCCCCUGAAGCUUCAAGAAAGCGUUCACGACUUGACGAACUUGCUUUUAUUUAGCCCUUUACUGAUAUUACUAUUCCACCUUGCUGUUUCAAGGCUGUGCCUUUGGGCUAAGCGGUGUUCUGUUAGAGGUCUUUUCUUAUCAUGUACCUUUACCUUGACUAUUGUGUGCUUCUGUUUUUAUGAGCGAAGGCCUGAGUUGAUUUGGAAAAGCGAGCGUUGUACUUGCAGCUCUGACCUUUUUCUUUUUUCUUUUUCUUUUCCUUUUAUUUUACUACUAUUUCCUCCCAAGACCCAGACUUGAGAUACACCUACAUACACGAUUUGACACGGUUAUAGAUUUGGAGUGCUAGAAAACAGAAAGAAUAAACUAUCAAUUGAGUAG